UCGUCUCCUUUAUUUCUGUUCACGAAGACCAAGAUCAAAACCAGAGAGUCAUGAAGAUUACAGCGCUUGUUCAUUUGGUUUCUGUAAUCUACGUGGUUUCUGUGUUGCUGGGUAUGCAUGAAGCUGUACACGGGAGGCUUCUAUCAGCGAAGGAUAAACCCAGCCCCAAAAAUGCUGCUGCUACUGCUCGUUGGCUUGUCUCUCAGAACUCCUGGGGUGUCUUGAAUACCAUCUCAGGUGAAUUGGGAGGAGCACCCUUUGGGAAUGUGGUUUCAUUUAGCGAUGGGGAACCUGGAAAAGGCAGCGGUAUCCCAUACUUCUACUUGACAACUCUUGAUCCGACUGCAAGAAAUGCAGGGAAAGACCAAAGGGCUUCAUUGACAAUUAGUGAGCAUCCUAUUGGAACCUGUGGCAAAGUUGACCCUGAGAAUCCCACCUGUGCAAAGAUUACACUUACAGGAAAGUUGAGGUAUGCCAAUGGAAGUCCCAAAGAAAAAGAAAUUGCUAAAAAGGCCUUGUUCUCAAAGCAUCCAGAGAUGAAAUACUGGCCCAAGGGUCACAACUUCCAGUUCUUCAAAUUAGACAUCGAGAAUAUCUUUUUGAUUGAUUGGUUUGGGGGUCCAAAACCUCUCACAGUGGACCAAUACCUUCAAGCCAAAUUGACAGAACAUGCCUUCAACCUGUGAUUGAUCAUCCGGCUGUGGUUCAGCUUGAAUUCGAAUUGUUAUGAGUUGGAUCAUUUGGAUUGUGUACAGUGAACCUGUGUAAAUGAAAAGAAACAAAUGUAUAUAAUCAUGUAUUUCUAUGAAUUGUCACAGAAAUCUGCUAUCCUAUAAUUUGAUAAAAUAACAGGAGGGAACAUUAUUUGUACAAGGGAGUUCAAUUUUCUGUGUUGUAAGCUGAAAAAAAGUGAUACAGUGGAAAUUGGCAAGCUCUUCAUUUGUGUUUGAUUC
Molecule: messenger RNA, 953 nt
Organism: Fragaria vesca subsp. vesca
Lineage: Eukaryota; Viridiplantae; Streptophyta; Magnoliopsida; Rosales; Rosaceae
Product: protein CREG1-like
Exons: 6
Coding region: 51-686 (211 amino acids)
Source: RefSeq, a predicted model, not a curated record